UGCAUUUUUUCCAGCUCUCUGCAUUCUGUGUCCAGAACUCUGUUUCAUGCAACUGACUCAUCUGUGGUUCAGGCCACUCACAGACCCACAAAAGAAAUGGACAUUCUGGAUUCUGUCUGAAAUACAGGAGUGCAGUGGAAGCUGAUAUGAUCAGACUGAAGAGUAUGCUGUAUCUAGCUAGGGCCCCAAAACUGCCUUAGCUAUCCUGUUUUCUCUGGCAUUAUCUUCAAUGCUGAAUGCCUCUGCAAUUGUCUGUAUGGCUAAUAUGCCCACAACAGAAUUCUGACAUUUGUUGAAGAUCUCCAGACCAUGACCUCCCUAGUCAGCACUUCUCACCUCCAACUAGCUGCUUUUGCUUUUGGUACAACAGGCUGGAUCUUAUGCAGUGUUUCAAUGGGACUUGUGGAAUGGAGAGUAUGGCAUGUGGACAACACCACCAUCAUCUCCUCUGGCAUUGCAUGGGUGGGAAUAUGGAAAGUUUGCUUCAUCAGUUAUCUCCACGUUUCCUCUGGCCUUAAAGAACAGAUCUGUCAUAAAAUGAAUGACUAUGAGACCUCCAUCCCCAAUGCAAUUUUUGUUGCUCAGGGCCUCCUGCUGAUUGCCAUGGUUGUUGGUGCACUGGGAAUGGCUUCCACUAUAUUUGCUCUGAGGAGUAUUUAUAUGGGAAUACUUUACAAAACUCAGAUCAUCCGUUUUUUUCUAGUGGCUGGAUUCUUGUACCUAGCUGCAGGUCUUUGUGUCUUAAUUCCAGUGAGCUGGAAUUUCUAUUCUGUAGUGCACAACCAAACAAUCUCCUUUCCCCCUUCUUUCUACAUGCCCUCCAGCCCAGUGACUCAGGAAGUUGGUGCUGCUAUUCCUGUUGGGAUCAUAUCUGCCAUCCUGCUGCUGCUGAGUGCGACGUUCUCUUUUUCUUACAGAUUUCCUGUCACCCCAAAUGCUGGGGUGUAAUCCUGAUAACAGAGACUUGAACUUUGUACCAGGCAGGUGGAGCAUAGUUAAAAUAUAAAUAUAAUGACCCAGGAACUGCAUGUUAAGGCCUUAUCUGGAUCUUAUUCUAACUUACAGUGGCAUUAAUAUUUGGGUAUUCAAACCAGAUGACUACCAGUAAAGGCCAUGGUUAGUAGUUUGGACAUAAAACAACUAUCCUAUUAAUUGUCAUACAUUAUCAGGGACUCACCGAUGAGACAAAUUGGUUGAUUCGUGCCACAGCUGCUGACUUCAAGCAUUUGUUAUCAUCUGCAUAUAUGGACUUUAUUCAUGUAUUAAAGUUUAGAAGAACAAACUGUUUAAAUGUUCAAGGAAUUGAUGUUGCCCCACUGAAUUAGGUCCUUCCAAUAUUAUGCACCUUGUGCAACUAUAUUUUCGAAAUGCGAACUUGUCUUUUUUUGCUCCCAAGAUAUUUUUGUCCUGCAUAGAAGACUUUCAGUGACAUAUCAAGAAUUCUAGUACGUACUGUAGUCAAACUCAACUUGAAUAUCAUUACAAUUGUAUUAUAUGAGUCUCCAUGUAUUGUACUAAAGAUGUCUUACUAGUUUCUCUUCUAUCUGUAGGAUGCCCUCUGAAGUUGAUUGUAUUUGACCCUAUAUUUAUUUGUAUGUCCUUACUUUGCUUGCUGCAAGUCUUUACCUGAAGGUAUGGUGUGUUAUCAGUUCCUCAUUCAAACAAAAGAUCCAGAAAGUCUGCAAACAUAUGCUUCUUGAUCAGAGACUGCAUUAAUUCAAAAAGGAAUGUGAAAGAGGGUAACAUCUUCGACCAGUGUCACUACUAGAAUAUUUCUUAAGUUGAAUCUGUUCUUUCUAUCAUCAGAAAUCCAUGCAUGAAACUUUUGGUGGCAGCCACUGUUUUAUAUGUUAAUUGGAUUUUUUAAAAUGUCCAAAGCACAGCAAUAAACCAGAGAAGCCCACAAAAAUCAGGGUUUCGGGGGAACAAUUGAGCAGUAGUGGUAAGAGACAUUUUAUUGAAUAAAGUCCCAUGAGGGGCCCUGAAUUUUCAAAUCUCUGUUACAAGAGUUCUAGGAAUAUAAAUGAACAUACAUGAAGAUUCAUUGCUUUAAUUACGAUGUGUUUUCUAAAAUACUCAUAUAAACGUUAACUGUACAAGAUGUAGAAUGCCAACAAACCAGUUCUGGCUGGCACUUUUUUGGUAAUUAGUUCUGCUGUUGCUUUUCAUUCCUAAUUUCUGAGGUUAAAAAAAAAAUGAAAAUUAUGAAAGCAAAGCCAAAUUCUUGCAAAACUUCUGGGGAGACAUGCAACCAUAUCCAUCUUCUCCCCCUGCAAAUCAACUCUACUUCCUCCUCCAUUCCUUUCAGGAUCCUGUUCAAAACUGCCUGAUUUGGCCAAUUCUGCCUCAGUUUUACCCAUGCAAACUCCAUUGAAAUCAUUAGGUUUGCAUGGGUAUGUGACAAGGGAAUUUGGUUCUUCAUUGACACACUGUGACUUCCCCUGGUCUAUCCCAUGAACCUGGCCUCCCUCUCCUACCUCUCUGUUUCCUCUGCUGCUAGAACCAGCUUUCUUGCUGGUUCUAAUUUACGGUCUUGCCACUGUUGCUAGAGAUCCUUUCCUCUGAAAGACCACUUUCAGUACAGUAGCUCCAAAGCUCAUCAACUUUCCCCCUUACUUUUUAAAUCUUCUCUGAAAUAGUAGCUUCUCUCUCUUGUGUCUAACUUGAAAUUUCUUUCACCUUCUGUAAUUAUUUAUUAUUUAAUACUAUAACUGUUUGUAACUGUAUACAACACUUUUGAAUACUGUUUAUGAAACCAAAAGAAUUAGAGGUGGAACAGACCUAUUAGCUAAUUUAUUCCAGCCUGCUGCUAGUGAAAGUUGGAUCUUCAUGAUACAUUUUGUAAUGCUUUGUCCAGUAUAGUUUUAAAUGUUCCAGAUAAUCAAGAUUCUAUCAGUUCUCCCGAUAUAUUAUACAUAAUAAAGUUUCCAUUUUACUUUCUUGUAUUUGUAGCAGAACAAGGUAGGGGUGUGUGUGUAUUUCACUAAAGUAAUAAAAUAUGAGCAUUUUCUGGCAAAACAUUUUUAAAGUUUUAAAUUUAAUAAAAAGAAGCAGCAGCACAGAUGUUGAUGAGUUUAUUUGGAGAUAAAAUGUGUGUAAUUCCAACUGUUUUCCUCGACCACAUUCACUGAACCAUUGGGUUGGGUUUUUAUUCAUUCUUCUUAGCUAAAACAAAAACAUGUAGAAAUUUGGGUAUAUGUUGGUACUGUUCCAUUCAGUGCUGAUGUCUGUUUGUUCACUGUGUCCUGAGGUGUGACUUUGAAGCACUGUUUGUAUGGAACUUCUGAGCUUUACAAGGUCUGAAUUGUAAAGUAAGCAGGACUGUGAUAAGGUGAGAGAGGCAGCCAACCUAACAGAAAUCUGUGUUAGGGGUUAGAGCACAGAUUUCAAAGACCGUUGCACUAGCUCCUUUGAUUAUCUGAAAGCUUUGGGUGGCUCCCAUUAUCUUUGGAUAAUUGGGGUUGUACUGUGUGCCUGUGUAUAUUCCUGAAACAGUAUUUAUUUCUUUAUACAUUUCUACAGCAUAUAAAUGCAUAUAUUGUUAUUUAUUAACCUGUCCCUCUGUGCAGUUCAAACUUAAUAUCCAACACCAAUAGCAAGACUAUCAAUGUGUAUUUAUGUACAUCAAAACAUAGGUCUGUAGUCAAAUACCAUAGAGUUUUAACACCCUGGAUGUCUCCCAAAACAGAAAUGAAAUUCUGGCCUCAUUGAUAUCAAUGGCAAAACUCCCAUUAACUUCAGUGGGACCAGGAUUUCAACCUAAAUUUUAUUGAAUGUUUUGCUUAUGAAGGUUAAGAUUCUGGCAUCCGGGAAAAUUGAUGCUCCUGUUUUUUUUUUUUUUUCCACAAAUGUGGUACAGUCCAUCAGCUUUAGUGCAGACUUCUCAUGCUACAGAGUAACAGCCGUGUUAGUCUGUAUCCGCAAAAAGAAGAA
Malaclemys terrapin pileata is the source of this 3933-nucleotide messenger RNA. RefSeq names its product claudin-34-like. NCBI's taxonomy places the organism in Eukaryota, Metazoa, Chordata, Testudines, Emydidae. The record is from RefSeq and is a predicted model, not a curated record. Gene Ontology annotation, molecular function: structural molecule activity. The transcript has 3 exons. Gene Ontology annotation, biological process: bicellular tight junction assembly; cell adhesion. The coding region runs from base 310 to 948 and encodes 212 amino acids. Gene Ontology annotation, cellular component: plasma membrane; bicellular tight junction.